This is a messenger RNA of Sphaeramia orbicularis (orbiculate cardinalfish), 2183 nucleotides long. RefSeq names its product tumor protein p63 regulated 1 (gene tprg1). The transcript is spliced from 6 exons. Lineage: Eukaryota; Metazoa; Chordata; Actinopteri; Kurtiformes; Apogonidae. The record is from RefSeq and is a predicted model, not a curated record. Bases 93 to 920 code for a protein of 275 amino acids. Gene Ontology annotation, cellular component: cytoplasm.
UUUGACGGAACAAGGAAGUUGCUGCACCUGUUACUGCAGCUUCCUACCGACACCGUGUGCGAUUGAAAUAAUUAGUUGUGUUGCCGAUAAAGAUGGCAGAUGCUGAGGAGGAAGGCGGACCAGGAGCGGAGGUGCAGCAGCAUCACCUCAGCCCCUCCGAGGUCCCGGAGUGCCCGCAGCCCGGUGCCCGCCGAGAGGAGACGACAGAGCGGCCAGAGGAGGACGCAGAGGCCCGGCUCAGCGCCCGGUCCACACACACAUCCCUCAGCCAGUUCAGGAUGAAGAGGUUCUUUGUGUUGAGGCCUGGCACUCUGAAUCAGGCCAUCGCAGACGUCAAAACUCUGGUGGAUAAAGAAAUAGACGGCAGCGUUCACAGCGUUUGGCUGAUGGCAGAGGUGGAUCACUGGAACAAUGAGAAAGAGCGUCUUGUUCUCAUUACAGACAAUACUUUCCUGGUCAUAAAGUACGACUUCGUCAUGUUCAACUGUGAACAAAUCCAGAGGAUUCCUCUGAACUUCGUGGACCGGAUCUCCCACGGUGCCUUCAGCUUCCCACAGCGCUCCCUGCUGCAGAGAGAAGGGGAGGGGGUGCGAGUCUUCUGGGACCGACUGAGAGAGCCUACCUUCACCUCCAGGUGGAAUCCCUUCACCACCGACUUCCCUUUCAUCACCUUCACUUACCAUCCUGUGAGGAAUGUCAGUGACAUGUUUACUGCUCUCUGUGAUAUCCAGAUGUUUCGUGAACAGCUCAAAGAUGCAGCACAGAGAGCCCACACCAUGAAGCCAGUUCCAGGGAAGGCCAACGGAGUCCUGGUCCUGAAUCAGAACAUCCAUAUCGACGCAUACGUGGGUCUCAUGUCCUUCUUAGGAAACCAGAACAAACUGGGCUACUCCAUGGCUCGGGGAAACAUUGGCUUCUGAUUUCUCUGUUUUUAGACAUUUUCUGUCAUUGCUUUCACAAGAUGUUUGUUGAUAAGUUUAUUUACAGGGAGUUAAAUUGAGAGGUGAUUUAUCAGAUUCAGCUUUGCUUUUAUUUCACAGUGAAGCGAGGCUCUCAGGAUGUGUUGUGUGUGAUUCCCUCCACUGAUUAUUACCAGUGUGUGGAGUAUGAGUGCUCAGAAAUAUCCACAUUUCAACACCGCUCUUCACUGGAUGACGGAUCCCCGUUGCACUCAAGGAGCUUUGUAUUUGCUCCUCACUGAUAUGGUAAUUCAACUCUUUCGCAAUGGGACUCCUUUCUUCCUCCCCCAGCGUCUCUGUUAAAAGCUCAUUCCCAUGCCUUUCAGCCCCUUAGAGAUUCACUGGAGCAUGGGGGCACAUUUGUCAGUUUAGUUUUAUGCUUCACAGUGUAUUUUUACAGUGCAUACAGUGCUGGAAUUUCCCCUUUGAUUUGUGCGUUUACUGUGUGCUUGCUGCCUUGUUUGGUGUCAUGUGUUUGUCAUGAGAGCCUGUCACAAACAACAAAAUAUAGCUUUGCAUAUUCCUUUUCAUUUUUUUAAGAGUUGAUUCCUUUAAGCGGCAUUUAUGUCUUAUAAAUAUACUUUUCCACUUGAGGAAUGGCUACAAAAGCAGGUCAAAUAACAUAUGAGUAAACUGUCCAACUUUAAAGCAGAAAUAAAUAUGUAUACAGCAUUUGGUGUCAUAAGAUAAUUUCAGCAUUCAUGGUAAAUGUAUAGGGAUGGGAAUUUCUGUAUAACACAUUUAAGUGAUAGUAGGGCUUAAAGUUAUUAAUAAAAGUCAAAACUUCGGUGUGUGGACUAAUCACUAUCUUUCUGACCCUCAUUUUGCAGCUUCUGUUUAUAGAACAAGACCCAGUUCAAGUUCAGUCAGGUGUGGCCACCACUUGUGCAUCAUAAUCUUCUCUCAAUUACUUAGUUUUUGAGGUCACAUUUACCUUGACCUUUGACCUUUCACCUUCAAAUUGUAUAGAGGUGGAGUCCCAACCCAUCUGGUGUUCCCUUUGUAUCAGAAAUAUAUGAACGGCAGUCAGCUGUUAGAAUUUACGUCUAUUGUUUGUUUAUUUAAAAUGUAAAAAGUAAAAAAGUCAACAGUUUGUGGUGGACGUAGUUAGAUAAUAUCCAGUUUAGUGGACUUUCUUAACACAUUACACUUCAUCCCACACCAAAAUGAUUGCUACCUCAGUUUUUUGUUUUGUUUUUUUCUAAAUAAAGUCCCAUGGAUGAA